Molecule: messenger RNA, 1191 nt
Organism: Zychaea mexicana
Lineage: Eukaryota; Fungi; Mucoromycota; Mucoromycetes; Mucorales; Lichtheimiaceae
Exons: 4
Coding region: 223-1026 (267 amino acids)
Source: RefSeq, a predicted model, not a curated record
AUAAGCUGCUAACUAUCACUACUACCAAGCGAUAAGCUGUCUUUACUAACUUCUUGGAACAACAACUUUGUAGAGGGUGACUUGGUGAGCAUGACAGACGAUACUGAUGUCAAUCAUGCUAUAUCGCAAAGCUCUCUUUUAAAAGUGACUGUAUUUGACAAGGUAAAAGAGGAAUGAGUUGCUUGUGUGUGUCUAAGUGUUAUGCUUAUUGGUUGAGUAACAAUGAAAAAACAGGAAAAGCAUGCGUUUAUUGGGACAACAACAGCAGAUCCAGCUGCUGCACCUGCGUAUGAGGAAUUGAAGGAUCAAAUGAACCAAUUACGAGAUAUGAUCGAUCACGUUAUUGGCUCCUUGACUCAGGCGAGCAAGACAAAGAGUGGAACUAUUAAUGGAAAAGUGGUGUCUUCGAGCGAGGCUACUGAGAAAACAUAUAGAAACUUGUCUACGGCUGAAUUGGCUCAAUUCCUCGAUGAUGAGAGGAAAGAUCAGAAGAAGACCGAAAUGCAGGAUCAAAAGGAAACCAAACCACAACAACCACAACCACCACAAUAUCAGCAAGCACCUGCGUAUCCACCUCCACCUCCACCAGUAAAUCCACCGGGAGCCAUGCCAACAUCGGCAUCAUCACAGGCACCAACAACCCCCUAUCCACCACCGUCCACUACACCCUCGGCUGCUCCUGCGAUGCCACGACCUCCCAUGCAGCAGCAACCCACCACAAUGCAAUCGGGCUAUCCACCUGCGCAAGCCUCACCAGUAACAGCGCCACCCUCCUAUCCUGCUCCACCUCGUCCUGCAUCCAUACCCCAGCCAGGCACGCCACAGACCGCGACCAGUUAUCCACCUGAACGACCAGCAGCAGCAAAUGACUAUAACAAUUAUCGAGUAUCCGCACCUUCCGCACCCCCAUCCACUCAAUAUUACUAUCCUCCUCCUCCUCCACAACAACAACAACAGCAACCACAACCACAACCGCCACCUCAACAGGGUCAAAGACCUCCAGUGAAUACCGCAGGAUGGCGCUAAAUAGUUGUCGUUCUAAAGAACUUUUGAUAAAAAAUCCAUGAAAAGUGAAAAGCUCGUUGCGAUGAACCAGGAAAAUUGAUUCUAGGAUUUGAUAAAGUCGACAGCGGAUCCAAAAACGAAGAGAGGGUUAAUCCUGUCGUUUCAAUGGAACAUAUACAAUUCAAC